Messenger RNA from Nothobranchius furzeri (turquoise killifish), 12561 nucleotides. It is a transcript of the gene hdac5, whose product is annotated as histone deacetylase 5. Gene Ontology annotation, biological process: negative regulation of transcription by RNA polymerase II. Gene Ontology annotation, molecular function: histone deacetylase activity. The record is from RefSeq and is a predicted model, not a curated record. Lineage: Eukaryota; Metazoa; Chordata; Actinopteri; Cyprinodontiformes; Nothobranchiidae.
ACAGGAAGGCAAAACAGUUAAAUGGCAGGUUACAGAUAUUUCCAUUUGACUGUAUUUUGAUGGAUGAACUCAAUGCGUCCCAGCGCACUGCAGCAAAAACCCCUCACUUAUGCACUUUUCUCAGAUAUGCAUUACCUUUUCACUUUUCUCUCGUGUUUAAACAUUGUCCAAGUUCAAACCUUCAGACGCAGAUUCCAAAACGCUGCUAAAAAAGUGCAAAAUGGAACUAGAAACUCGUGUGAAAGGUGAACCGCUACCGCACUGAUGUUAGCUGACAUUUGUUUGGAACAGUUUUCUGUGGUGUCGCGCGUACAUAAACAACGGGUGGAAUUGUUCCGUUUUGUUUUUAGUUUCCGUUACAUUUAGGGAGAUGUUCUUGGAGGGUGGUUCUGUUUCUGUUGAUUAUCAGAUCUGUUGUCUGAAGAGCUGCAGAGCAUCAGUCAGUUCCCUUGCCAAAAGCGCGUUCGGUGUGGAUUCUGGAAGUUUUGACCUGUCAUUUGUGGGGUUUUCCCAGUGUUGAUGGUAAUCAGGUGCUGUUAUGUUGAAGAAUGAACCAAGAGUAAUUAAGGCUGACUACUAGGCAGAGUCCCGGAGAUAUCAGCAGCAAGCCUACAGGCCCGCCCGCAGCCUCCCACCCCCAAGCCGGCCGAGCCCGGAACCCAGCGACCCGGGACCCAGGGGCGGCCAGCCCUGUCAGGGACCCAGCAGAGCCCAGGGACCCAGAUCCCACCAGGCAGCCACCGGGAUUGAUCAGGCAGACGCCAGAAAUCUUAAACUCCUUGACCCGGGAGCCACGAACAGCAUCAUCAGUUCCCAGAGUUGGCCUCUUUCUGCUGGGGUGAUGAUGAGCAGGCACCCUCGCCCAAUGCUGAGCAAAGCAACCCAUCACCCCAGACCCCAACCAUUUCACUAUAUUAACAGAUGACUGUUGUCUCAUAUUUAUUUCACACAUGAAGUGAAAUAAGCCUUUUCUAAGUUUCUGGGGAAAGGGGUGAUGUCUGAGAACUUUGUUAACGCCUGAUACACUUUCUGGCUUCUGAUUGGUCCAAAACUUUUUAGAAGAUUAGUCACUUCCUCUAAAACUGAAUUCAAGCAAGCCUUCAUGCUAAAUGCUUCUCUCGUUGGUGGAUCAGACCGGGUCUUUCAACAGAAUAUUUUAGCGGUGACGAGUCAUCCUUUUUCAGGACCAACCAACUUUAGUUAAAACUCCCACCAGAGCCGCCAGCACUGGUGGUAAGAAUUCAGAUCAUGUGCCAUUAAAAUUCUCAGCUGAUAUUACGUUGAAUAACCAUUUAUCUGUAAUUAUCCUGUGUGAUCAUUAGUCGUAGAAACUGUAAGUAAGAACUGUAUUUUUAUAAACUAUAUUUUGCUUAUUAUAAGUGUUGGUUCCCUGGCAUACCCAAAGUACCUAUUCAUAUCAUCAUUCGAAAUUUAAAUGUUAAAUAUUAUUGAUAAUCCAUAUUUUAUGGAUUAUUACUAGGGAUGGACACUAUAUCUGCAUCAAUAUCGGUAUUGGCCAAUGUUAGUCAUUUUUUAACACAUCGUAACAGUUCAAUAAAUAAAACCGGGCCGAUAUUAACAACCGAUAUUUUUUCCAUCUCGUCUCCAUUUGUUUGCCUGUUUCAGAGGGUGAGAGGUGUGAUGUGUAGUUGUUUAGUCAUAUGAACAGUGAAUGAAAUGAUCUCAGAACCAUAAGUGUGUGUGUGUACAUAACAUAAAUUCACCUUUAAUUAUUUUCAUUCUAUACAAAAUCUGCCAAUUUUAGAAGCAACAAUGUCAGUAUGUCGGUAUCAAAGUGAUCUUAAUAUCGGUAUCGGCCUAAAUAUUACAUAUCUGUGCAUCACUAAACACUUUAUUGACUACCUUUAUAUUUUAAUGACAGUUUAUUAAAAGUAACCACUUACAAAACAUUACACCAUUAUGUGUCAGUGCAAGAGCUUUCCAACCGGCUUCCAGAGUGUGAUGGUGACAUGCUCCGAUUUUAACUAUCCGUCGAAAGGGAAGGACACCACAAGCUUGUGAUUGGUCAGGACGCUGCCCCCUCAAAAAUGUAAAGAUAUUUAGUGGCCGACAUGGAACAGAUUGAAGAACACAUCACGGGAAAAGUAUGAAAAUAUGAACGUUUAUUCACGCGUGACUGAUGGAAUAUGAAGAUAUGCAGCAAGUGUUUUAUUGGUUUGCAUGAAGAGGUGGAUGGGGAAAAAACUGGUUUGUGUUCAAAGUCUCAGAAAUACUUUAAAACAGUGUAAACACAAUCUUCUGGACCGGUUACAUGACUGUGAUGGUGGCAGGAUACCUGAGAAUAUGCCCUCUGUUGUCCUGGCGGGGAAUUGUUUAGCAACAAACCCCAGCUGACGGAGGAAUCUCAGAGCGGAACGUAUCUGUCAGUGCGUGUGCGUCUCUCCCUCGCCGAGCUGACAGAGAAGUAUAAAUUAUGCUUAAACGUCCUCGAGGCCAGCUCUACAACGUGUUUAAUUGAAACCACUGUAAUCUGUUCAGUUUUAAUGUAAACUUGUUCCUGUGUCAUGGUCUUAACUGUGUUUGAUACGUGCUGCAGCCAUAUCUCAGUUGGGUCAUGGUUAAACAAAGAUUAAGGAUCGUGGACUUUAGGCAGUCUGUUCAACCCCGCCGUUGUGGUCAGAGUCGAGUCUUUGACCAUGCAGAAAGUUCUUCCUUCAGUUCUAGUUUUUCCCACUUGCUUGUCCUUUUAUCUGGAGACGCUUUAUCAAACAUCGGCAUUGAACUGGCUUUACUUGGUCCAAUAUUCUGUUCCUGCCAUCGACAUAAAAAUAUGGACAUAGCCUGCCAAUCGCUCCGCCGGGGCACAAGUUGAAGCCAAAUAUGGGAGGUUUUCCCUGACUGAGUCCCGCCCAGGCAAUCCAAAAACGGGAAAAGAGGUGGGGCUGAGGGUGGGGCUGCUACGUUUAGAACAGGGUUGGAACAAAUGAAAUCAACGUAGCUACUAGCUAACCCUCACUGUGCUGAUGAAUGUGAUUUGUGUUUUGUCAUUCGGAGACACGCCAGACUAGUUCCAAAUGUACAGUUGAGUUCUUCUUAAGCACAGACUCCUCUAUCAUGGUUACAUAACUCUACAACACAGCACGGCUUUCUUUACACAAACGUAUUGAUGUGUUUGCGUUGUGUCAGCCAAUGCAGUCCUACAGCAUCCACACGUCGUCGUCGUCUUCGUCAUCACCAUCACCAGCCUUAACCUUCCUUUGAGGCCCAAAGGGCUGUGCACGACAAGAUAUUAAAUGUUGCAGAUACACAAGUGCUUUUUUUACUUUCUACCUUGUAAAAACACCAAAGCAUAUAAAUUAGUUUUUAGUUUCUUUUUAAAAAUCUUCAAUAUCUGUGCUUGUCUGAUCCCAAGGGGCAACUGAUUCCACAUCCUGAAUGGCCCUAUCACCUGGCCUUACGUUUGGUCUGUGGGACAAGCAGUAAACCCAGAUCUGCAGACACUAGUGGGCCAUGAAGGGGAAGGGAUCAGACAAGAAGAGAGGUGACAUCAGUCAUUGAGGCUCUGGAUGGUUUACUAGAACCUCUUUGGAGAUGAUCACUCCUACUCUUGUGUCCACCUGUGGGUCCUUGGGUUACCACUGCCUCUAGAAACAGCUAGCUGCAGCCGUCUCAACAACUGCAGAGCAGAACAAGGACCUUUCAGACUACGUCCCUCAUGCAAGCAGUAAGGGACGUCUGUGUCCCUCCUGAGACCAGUAGGGGACAUUGAGGCUUAGCAUAUUUCCUCAUUAGCCUGAGGAGCUAGCAGAAACUGGAUCAGAGGACAACCCCAUGCUGAGAUGAGGAACCCCCCCUUCCCACAGAGCUGGAUCCACUUCUCUCUGCCAUCUCUCUCCUGUUUAUUUUUAGAUUUGGCUCCUCCUCCCCUCUAACAGGCUAUUUUCAGCCCCAAUCCCUCCAUCCAUCCAUCCGUACGACCUCAGAGGAAACAAACGGAGCUCAGACGUUUCAUUACUGCUGAAAAUAAAUCCCCUGAGUUAGCGUAGCUCUACUUCUUCAUGUUUAUGACCGAGUAAAAGUAAGGAGUAGUCGUCCAGAAUCACGACUCCACUAACACAGGCGCUGCUCCAGGUUUUAUUUCUGGAUGGGCCGUAAUUAAACAAGUUAUCAUCAGUAUACGUUACAACAGGUACAGGAACAUGACCUACAGCAGGGUAGACAUGUUUGUUUUCAGUUUGACCGACAGAGUUAAAAACGGUCACGAUCGUUUCCUCCCGUCAUUUUCAUUAAAUUUUCAUUCAUUUGUCAGUAUUUAGUCUAAACAAGCAACAUAUUAAUGUUACAGUGACACAAUUUCCCUUAAAGUAGGAACUUUUACCUGCUGUGUUCUGGUUCUGCUGCUGGGCUGUGACCCGCAGACUCCGAGCUGCUCUCCACAGCUCCUCAGAGCGCUGAUGGCGAGCUGCACUGAUCAUGGUGUCCAGAGAACUCGGAUGUUCUGAUGGGAAUCUUUUGAUGUAUUUUGUUACCUCCAUAAUGUUCUCUGUGCGUGACGUUUAACGUGUCCGCACACCUGCAUGUGUCGGGGUGAUUCCAGUCUGUCAGAAUGCCCAACAGCCUUAAAGUGACAGUGUGUAUUUCCCUGGCAGUAGGGGGCAGUGCAUACCUAAACCACUGCAUGCAAGCAGUAUUUUGUGUUCAAAUAAGACCUUUUCAACGGAUGGCCAUGAGGGUCAAAACUCCCUGGGAGUGCAGCCUCCAGCAAAAUAACCAGAACAUCAGAUUCCCUUUCAUCACUGGCAACGAGUGAAGAGGUAAAGGUGUAAAGCAGCAAUGUUUAUUAAUGGUGAAAGUAAGCAUUUAUUACAAAUCAGCAAAUGCAUUAUGUCCACACGGGCUUCCGUAGAAGGUAGCAAGGCAUCCAAUAUGGCGUCGCCCAGAGCCCGUUAGACCCGCUCCAUGUAUUUUAGAACAGAUUUUUAUGGUUACAUGUUAUGAAACUGCCAAUAUGUUUCAACAACUGUGUAUCUUUGAUUUCAUUUACUACAACAUUCCGAUGGAUAUUUCCAGAGAUGAAUGCUAAAAACUACACAUUGUCACUUUAAGGUUUCUCCGUCAAAAUAAACGUUAAAACAUGGAAAAUAUCCGGUUGAGACGAUCCCAGCCCACAUUUAACUUUUUUACCUUCUUGUGAAGAGGCAGCCCUUCACACAACAGGAGUCCUGCAGGUUUAUAAGCUCACAACACAAAACGACCAACACUUCCUUUGUUUAUACACCUAGCUUCCCAUCAUGCAACUCGCUACAGCACCCGAUACGUCCCCUGACAAGGACCGAUUUAACUUCUUUCCCACCCAGUGAUCUACGCUGAGCCUUUCUCUCCUCCUCAGCUUCCUCCCCUCUCUCCUCCCUCUCCAUUCAUUCAGCAGCUCAGAGCGUCAGCGAGUGUACACACCAGCAGCCCUCAGACGGAUGGUGUCAGCUACCUCUCCUCCCACACAGAGCUUCUCUUUUUCUGUGUUUUCAGGACUAGAAUCUGACGUUCCAGUUUCUCAGGAUUCAACACUCUCCUCAAGCCUAGCUCUCCCCUCCUCCCCUUUCUCUCUCCUUCUGUUAUUCUCUCAUUGCGUCGUUCUAAUUUUGGAAACAUGGAACCUCGGAGAGCGCUCUCCCAGAGCUAUUUAUGUCCUUGCCUUUCCUCCUCCCCGCCUUCCUUGUCAUCCUCCUUUUACUCCGUUCCUGUUGUCGACCAGGAGAACAGCGAGAGGAUCCUUUGAUGCACUCAGGCUCACUGUGGGAAUUUGGCGUCUCCGUGGUCCUGUUUUUGUUGUUGAUUGCAGCAGCUCUCCGGCUGAUGGAGUUGUUUCUGACUCUCGCUGCUUGUCAUCCGUCUGCCUGCUGUGGGAUGAACUGAAACAGCACACUGCACCAGAAAAAAACCAACUUUCUAACCUCAUCUGAAGGCAUCUCACAGAUUUUCUGCAACAGCCUCCAUUUCAGUAAUCAACAGGACUCGGGACCUUCUACUCCAUCUUUGGCCCAAUCCUUUAAUCCCUGCAGUGAGGACUUACUGGAAUUAUCUGCUACAAUGAUCUUAUGAGAAGUUUGCAGGAGGUGGAGGAGGCUGAUCAGAGGAGCUUGCACUGACCGGCCGGAGACUCAUACGGAAAUUGGGAGCUUCAAUCUAUAUAUUCUUCAUGAAGAAACCAUUGUAGUUUUAUGGUUAGAGCACAUGACAUUUAGAUGCAUGUAUCCCUUUAACAAGUAACUCCGUCUAAAGGGUUGGCUUCAUGGUUAUCCUCGUCUUUGGCAGCUGAAGUGAAAGUCAUGCUGGCAUCUAGCAAGAAAAGGACUCGGAGUUUUUAAAUAAACGUUGUCUUGGUAUGCUGGUACACCCCACGGUGUCAGGACUGUGUGCCAUGUUGCAGACCAUCUACGAGACCGAGUCGUGUUUCUCCUCUGCAAGCACAGACAGCUGUCAUCAGCCUCUGGAGCUCCUGAGCAGCAGUCGAAGCUCCGGCACUGCCAUGCCCACUGCUGGCCUUUUCAAACGGCACUACUCUGCGUGACUCGGGUUGCUGCGGUUCGAUCUGGUUUCCUUUUCCAACAGCACAAUCAGUGAUGGAGGUGAAGAGCCUCCCAGAAGGCAUGCAGAGUCCAACAGGAGCAGCCGGCGAGCAGAGAGCAGCAAGUGGAGAAGCUGGUAGUAGUCCUGGAGAAGGCCCUGGAGGUGGUGGAGGCCCAGUGGACCUUCGAACCGAGCCUAGGGUGGGGACUCUAUCUGGUGGUGCAGCAGUGGAUACAGCACUGAGAGAACAGCAGCUUCAGCAAGAACUUGUGCUACUGAAACAGCAGCAAGAACUCCAGAAACAGCUGCUGUUUGCAGAGUUUCAGAAAAAACACGAAGUUCUGACACGGCAACACGAGGUCCAGCUGCAGGAACAUUUAAAGCAACAACAAGAGCUGUUGGCAGCAAAGCGGCAGCAAGAGCUGGAGCAGAAAAGGAAACUGGAGCAACAAAGACACGAAGAACAGGAGAAACAAAGAUUGGAGCAACAGUUGCUGCUGCUGAGGAACAAGGAGAAGGGCAAAGAGAGUGCCAUUGCCAGUACAGAGGUGAAGCUGAAGCUGCAGGAGUUUCUGCUCAGUAAGAAAGAGCCAUGUCCCAGUGGACUCAACCAUUCCUUCUCCCCAAAGUGCUGGGGGGCCCAGCACACCUCCUUGGAGCAGAGCUCCCCCCCACAGAGCAAUACCCCUGGAACUCCCCCCUCAUAUAAACUCCCUUCACUACUGGGAACCUACGAUGGCAAAGACGACUUUCCCCUCCGAAAAACAGUCUCAGAACCAAACCUGAAGGUGCGCUCUCGGUUAAAGCAGAAGGUGGCAGAGCGGCGCAGCUCUCCGCUCCUCCGCAGGAAGGAUGGAACUGUCAUCAGCACCUUCAAGAAAAGGGCCAUUGAGAUCUCAGUGUCCUCUCUGUGUAAUAGCGCUCCAGGCUCUGGUCCCAGCAGUCCCAACAGCUCCAACUCUGCUAUUGCCAAUGGCAACACAGGGUCCGUUCCAAACAUACAGUCGGAGCUGAGAUCUCUCCACCAGACGCUGGGGGCUGAUGGAACAUUGAGUCCACUGAGUCUUUACACCUCACCCUCUCUCCCCAACAUCUCCCUGGGCCUCCCUGCCAACACACACAUGACGACCCCCCAGAAGCUGUCCACUCAGCAGGAAGCUGAGCGCCAGGCCGUCCAAUCACUACGAGGGGGUGGAGCUUUAACAGGGAAGUUCCUCUCCACCUCAUCACUACCAGCAGGUGUAGCACACGACGUAGAGAGUCCCACCCCCACUUCUCAUUCAGCCCAUUCCUCGUUGCUGCAGCACGUGCUGCUGCUGGAGCAGGCCAGGCAACAGACCGCUCUGCUAGUCCCCGUGUACAACCAGUCCCCGCUGGUUACAGCAGAGCGAGGCAUCACCGGGGGCAUGCGACCUGUUAGCAAGCUACCUCGCCAUCGGCCCCUUGCACGCACACAGAGUGCACCCUUACCCCAGUCCCCCCAAGCCCUGCAGCAGCUAGUGGUCCAACAGCAACACCAGCACUUCUUGGAGAAACACUACAAGAUUCUGUCAAAGGGGGUGGACCUUCCGAGGCCUCCACCCACUCACCCAGAGGAAACGGAGGAGGAGCUAUCAGAGACCAAUGACAUGCAGGAGGAUGACAGUGCAAGUCCAAACAGACUUCAAAAACAGGGAUCGGACGACAGCACUCAUUCAUCUGAGCGGCUGGGCGUGCACGUAAAGGGCGAGGAGGACCACAGGAGCAUGCAUGCCAAAGGGGAGAGUACAGAGAGUGAACUGGAUGAAGAAGAGGAGGACGAUGAUGUCAUCCAGUUGAGGGCGAGUGAGGAAGAGGAGAGGGGGGGCUUUAUGCAGCAUCCCUUGCAGCAGAUGGCGUUCCAGUCCUCGCUCUCCCACAGAGCUCUGGGAAGGACCAAGUCGUCACCUGCAGGUGGGGUCAGCCCCAUCAAGCACCUCUUCACUACUGGGCUGGUAUAUGACAGUCUGAUGCUGAAACAUCAGUGUGUGUGUGGCAAUGCUCACAUUCACCCAGAGCAUGCUGGAAGAGUCCAAAGCAUCUGGUCCAGACUGCAGGAGACCGGCUUGCUGAGCCGCUGUGAGAGGAUUCGUGGGAGGAAAGCGUCUGUGGAUGAGAUCCAGUCAGUCCACUCAGAGUUCCACACUCUGCUGUAUGGAACCAGUCCACUGAACCGGCACAAAUUGGACCACAAGAAGCUUUUGGGUCCCAUCAGCCAGAAGAUGUAUGCUGUUCUCCCGUGUGGAGGAAUAGGGGUGGACAGUGACACUGUGUGGAACGAGAUGCAUUCAUCAGCGGCGGUCCGCAUGGCGGUGGGCUCGGUUAUUGAACUGGCUUUUAAAGUGGCUGGAGGGGAGCUGAAGAAUGGCUUUGCAGUGGUGCGCCCACCUGGUCACCAUGCUGAGGAGUCCACAGCUAUGGGGUUUUGUUUCUUCAACUCGGUAGCCAUCACUGCCAAGCUGCUGCAGCAGAAACUUGGAGUGGGAAAGAUCCUGAUUGUGGACUGGGACAUUCACCAUGGCAACGGCACCCAGCAGGCCUUCUACAACGAUCCCAGCGUCCUCUACAUCUCCCUCCAUCGGUACGAUGAUGGAAACUUUUUCCCUGGCAGCGGAGCUCCAGAGGAGGUGGGCUCAGGUGCAGGUGUUGGCUUUAAUGUGAACAUAGCCUGGAUUGGAGGAGUGGAGCCCCCUAUGGGUGAUGUGGAGUACCUCACAGCCUUCAGGACGGUGGUAAUGCCCAUUGCCCAGCAGUUCAGUCCAGACAUCGUCCUGGUGUCUGCAGGUUUUGAUGCAGUGGAAGGUCACCAGUCUCCUCUGGGCGGCUACAACGUCUCUGCCAAGUGUUUUGGCCAGCUGACCAAGCUGCUGAUGGAUCUGGCAGGUGGGCGUGUCGUCAUGGCCCUGGAAGGUGGCCAUGACCUCACUGCUAUCUGUGAUGCAUCUGAAGCUUGUGUCUCUGCACUCCUGGGAGACCUGUGUGACUCUGCGUUUCAGUGGUCUCAGGAGAAACCGUGUCCCAAGGCCUGGGCCUCUCUGGAGAGAGUCAUAGAGAUCCAGAGUCAACACUGGCCCUGUCUCCAGACUUUGUCUCAGACCAGUGGCUACGUCUUGAUGGAGACACCUGCGGGGACUCAGGGCCAAUCAGAGAAAGAUGAGGCAGAAACAGUCAGCGCCAUGGCCUCGCUGAGCGUUGAUGUAGAGCAACCAGGAUCAGCUGAACACACAGAAACCAGCAGAUCUGCAGAAGAGCCGAUGGAGGAAGAGCCUGUUCUCUAAGGAGAGCUCACACUAGAAGCACAGAGACACCUUCACCUCCUUUCUGCACCUCCCCUUCUCGUGCCUCCAGUGUGUAUGCAUACACGCAUCAGAUGGAACAAAGUCAUCGUGGAGGAAUCGGGCUGAGCAUUAAGGAGUCAGUCGAUGCCGAUGCAUCUGUUUUCUUUUGGGUCACCAACCUGCGGAGGGCGGGCGACUUGUUGGCUUCUCCAUGGAAACCAAAGGGAAGGGAAUGCCACCUGUACACAGCUGUUUCACCCCCCGUUAUUCUUUAUACGGUUUGUUUAAAUGUCCGACACCACGCUGACGUCUGGUCUGCCUGAGUGUCCAUCAGAGACGAGCUGGGAAGACACAUGGUCACCCUGAGAUCAGAUUUACAGUUGGGAGGAGAAACUAAAAGGUGCCUUUUUCUGUCCAAAAGACACUAAUCAUCUAACCACUGCCGUAGCACCUCAGCCAACACACACACUGCUGUUGUUUCAGUCUCUCUCUCUUCAUCUGGAUGCCUUAGUUUGUCCCUAUUGAACCAACCAGAAGCUGGAUGGAGACGUGACAGCUGCAUUUAUUUGGUUGCUACCAUCUUAGGUGUUCUGUAGACAUGAAGAGCUUCUGAAGCUCCUCAUCUCCAGUCAAAACGCUCUUCUGAAUGUCUGGGAAGAUGGGAGCAACUUUCAAGGAUUCUGAAGAAAACUUCUCAGGACCCGAUCUAUUGAACUCUUCAGACCUCUUUCACAGUUUUCAGUGAGUCAGCUGAUGACCUGAGCCACACCCCCUUCCUCCAAAGAGGAGAUGCCACCUGGAGGAAGUAACCAACAUUUCCUGUUUGGUGUAAAUAAUGUCUGUUGUUCUGCUGCUGGUGGCCGCAUCACAGCACGUGUCGUGUGUUUUUUCUAUAUCUGUACAUACUUACAUGUAUAAAGUACACAACACGUUCUCCUUUUGUAUAAAAACAAAAACUUAUAUUCUAUCUAAUGUAUAAACAAGCUAAGGAGAUUUCAGUUUUGGCUGUUUGACAGGAAGUUAGCACAUACAUUUAUAUCAUCACCACAGCCUGUUUGUUUGUUUACAGAUGUUGAUUGUGAUUGGAUCAGAUGGAACUGAAGCCUCUUCCACACUGAAGGCGGAACGGAUGCGGUGCAGUUUCUGUACGGCCUCCACAAAGAUCAAAAACCACCAGUCCGAACAUUCCCUCCGGCUGCGGUGUGCUCACAUCCACAUACGGAGCUCCGGACCGUUUCCAGGUGCUGCGUGUGGAUUGUCAUGAAGUUACAUUUUAUAAGCCAGACAGGAAGUGAGACAUGCUUCAGCGAGGCGGAUCUGGUAUGGGAUCAGGUCAGAUGUGAUAGUUCAGGUUAUUUUACAGGUUGGCGUAGAAGCCAUUUGUAAUCAUUCGAUGGGAGCAGCUAUCUGGAAACGUUCAGAACACCAAUCACAGUCGGUGUGAACAAGUCCGUCUAGAUGUACAGAAACCGGACUGCCUCCGUCCCACGCCCGGUGUGAAACAGGAUUAAGAGGUCCCGAACCCCCAACCCUGAUUCUAAAGACAUAACGGUGUAGAAGACAACGGCCAUAAGGGGUUUAGAGGAUGGAGCCUGAAUGUGGUCUUCAUCAGUCCUGAACCACCUCAGCUUGAUCCUCUGAACUCUUCGGGUUAACUCUUUGUGCCAAACUGAGUUGUACUCCACAUUUUCCAACAUCAAAGCGCUACUAAAAUGUACGCAUCUGCAUCACCUAGCAGCUUUGACUGCAUUUUGGUGCUGAGCGGGAAGGAAGGGGCUGGCUGCAGUCGGGAGUGGCUGUCUCUGGGAUGUUCAGGCUCAUUUCUGAUCACCUGGCCAAAGACAGCUCAGAUAUGACUUCCACUCACCGAUGGAGGAGUUUGCUUCCUGGGUUUAUCUUAAGAGCAGAGCUGUGGUGGAGGUAGAUUCGGUAGAGCAGACAAGUGCUGCAGGUUCAGCUGGUGUUUAUGUCCAUCUGUUUGGACAAACCUACAAUGGACAUAGGGGUCAGAUGGGAACAGGACACAGCUGUUGUGUCCCACAGCAGGAACCUAGUGCCACCUUGUGGCCGCAACAGAAGCUGCAGCCUCAUGAAGUGUUCCUCCUGGCACAGUAAGCUCGAAUGUUUGGCUCAAGAAUCAUGAAACCUCAGCAGAUCUAGACCGAGUCUAAACGUUUCUUCAGGGGGUUCUGACCUCACAGAGGUCCAGACUUCUUCUCAGGUGGCUUCAGCUCAGAGUUGCUCCAGGAAAAUGGAAUCCUGAAGAUCGUUUUAACCUCUGACCCCUGAUAGAAAUGAUGUGAAGAUGUCUCUAGGGUUUAGAGGUCACCAAGCAGAAAAAUCACACACACUCACACAGAGCCUGCCCCCCCUCACUACAAUUCUUAAGGGGGGGUUCCAGCUUUUUCUUGACGAGAACAUUCCUGACCCCUGGUGUACGUAUUGCCGUUUCCUCUGGAUUCUUUACUGUUGUGACGAUUAAUGUCAGCUGACUCACGUGUACAUAAGCUGCAGACGUGCAAUACACACUCAUUAAGUAAUCUUACCGUGACAAAUGAGAACGGUCACCUUUGUGCUGCAGAACGACUCACCAGUCUGGUUCAGCUUUGUGGACACUGUAACGAAGCCCUUUUUAAUCACUCACCGUAACGUGACACCGACUCUGUGUUUGUUGUUUUUUAAGUGGACUUGUUUCAUUUGUCUGGAAACUCAAUAAAGCUAUUCACAGGCCUUUGCA